GUAUUGCAUGAUUUCUGACUGGGAAGUAGAAUUCGUGUGUCAGCUGCAAUACAUGUGGCGAUAAGCAAAGUUGUCAGUUUCGUAUGUUGGAUACAAAUCAAUAGUAAGAAACAGCAUGGCGAGCGACCAGGAGGUGGCAGCAGUUGGUCAGAUUCUGGCAAACGGGAAACAGGACCUUUCGACGCGGUUCCGAGCUCUGUUUACCCUGAGGAACCUGGGCGGGGCAGAAGCCAUCUGCUGGAUCAGCAAAACGUUCGAGGAUGAGUCGGCGUUGCUGAAGCACGAGCUGGCAUACUGUCUGGGACAGAUGCAAGAUGAAAGAGCCAUCCCAACCCUGGAGGCCGUGCUGAAGGACACCACACAGGACCCCAUGGUCAGGCACGAAGCAGGAGAGGCUCUGGGUGCCAUCGGCAACCCCAAGGUCUUAGACUUGCUGAAGGAGUACUCGGAGGACCCGGUUGUCGAGGUGGCAGAGACGUGCCAGCUGGCUGUGAAGCGUCUGGAGUGGCUAAUGGGAGGCGGCGGGGCGAAGAAGGAGGACGGAGCUACAGACGGGAACCCCUACUUCUCCGUAGACCCCGCCCCCCCGGCGUCCAAGCAGGAUGUGGCGGACCUGCGGCGCCAGCUAUUGGACGAGAGCCUGCCGCUGUUUGAGCGCUACAGAGCCAUGUUCGCCCUGCGUAACCUGGGGACGAAGGAGGCUGUGCUGGCCCUGGGGGAUGGCCUGCAGUGCGGCAGCGCCCUCUUCCGCCACGAGAUCGGCUACGUGCUGGGCCAGGUGCAGCACGAGGCCAGCGUGCCCCAGCUGCGGGCCGCCCUGGAGCGCCAGGACGAGAGCCCCAUGGUGCGGCAUGAGUGCGCCGAGGCGCUGGGCUCCAUCGGCCGCCAGGAGUGCAUGGAGGCGCUGGAGACACACCGGCGCGACCAGGAACGGGUGGUGAAGGAGAGCUGCGAGGUGGCCCUGGACAUGCUGCGCUACGAGAACAGCGGGCAGUUCCAGUACGCAGACGGGCUGGCGAGGCUAUAGGGGC
Molecule: messenger RNA, 1031 nt
Organism: Hypomesus transpacificus
Lineage: Eukaryota; Metazoa; Chordata; Actinopteri; Osmeriformes; Osmeridae
Gene: dohh
Product: deoxyhypusine hydroxylase/monooxygenase
Exons: 5
Coding region: 116-1027 (303 amino acids)
Biological process (GO): peptidyl-hypusine biosynthetic process
Molecular function (GO): deoxyhypusine monooxygenase activity
Source: RefSeq, a predicted model, not a curated record